CAUCCGCUCAUUUCGGAGAAGCACAGCCGGGCUUUCUGGUGACGUCACGCAGGAAAGUACACACUGACGGCGCAGCGCUGCUGACCUGAAAACAACAAGACAUACGCUUACAUUUCAACCAACAGCCCCUCAUGACAGCUUCGUAGAAACGACUGGUGCAGUUGUAGCCAUGGAGAAACCUCCCUUCAUGCAGAACCAGAACUGUGGAGACUGGGAGCUAAAAGAAAGGCUGGGAAUGGGCGGCUUUGCCCACGUUUAUUUAUACCAACAUCAUGAUACAAAUGAAAAGUUAGCUGUGAAAAUGUGCCGUCUGGAACUCACAGAAAGAAAUAAGGACAGAUGGAGCAGAGAAAUCCAGAUCAUGAAGAAAUUAAACCACAUAAAUGUUGUGACGGCCCGAGAUGUUCCAGAGGAGAUAGCGCACAUCGCCUUAAAUGAUCUUCCACUAUUGGCCAUGGAGUAUUGCUCAAGGGGAGACUUGAGGAAGGUGCUAAGCAAACCUGAGAACUGCUGUGGUCUGAAGGAGAGUGAAGUGAUUUCAUUACUCAACGAUGUUGGUUCUGGUAUCCAGUAUCUGCAUGAAAACAAGAUCAUCCACAGAGACCUUAAACCUGAGAACAUAGUUCUACAAGAUAUCAAUGGAAAGCUGGUUCAUAAAAUCAUCGAUUUAGGCUACGCCAAAGACCUCGACCAGGGUAGUCUGUGCACCUCCUUUGUUGGAACAUUACAGUACCUGGCACCUGAGCUGUUUGAGAAUAAGCCAUACACUGUCACUGUGGAUUACUGGAGCUUUGGUACAAUGAUAUUUGAAUGCAGUUGUGGUUUCCGUCCUUUUUUGCACAACCUUCAACCUGUGCAAUGGGCAAGCAAAGUGCGGAAUAAAGGUCCAAAAGACAUAAUGGCUGUUGAAGAACUAAAUGGAGAAGUCCGGUUCUCCACACACCUUCCUUACCCCAACAAUCUUGGGAGUACACUGGUGGAGCCGAUGGAGGCACUGCUUCAGCUGAUGUUGAAGUGGGACCCCGUACAGAGAGGUGGAAAAAUGAACAGUGACACAAAGAAGCCGCUGUGUUUUGAAUUACUGGAGCAGAUACUGAGUAUGAAGGUUGUCCACAUUCUAAACAUGACCUCAGCCCAGGUCCACUCGUUCCAGCUGACUCCAGAGGAAAGUCUCCACAGUCUGCAGAGACGCAUCGAGGCGGAGACCAAGAUUGAAGUUGUGAACCAGGAGUUGCUGCAGGAGACGGGGGUGUCACUGGAUCCUAGGAAGCCUGCUGCACAGUGUGUCUUAGAUGGAGUGCGAGGGUGGGACAGCUACAUUGUCUACCUGUUUGACAAGAGCAUGACUAAAUACUCUGGUCCCUUCAGUGCCCGACAGCUGCCUGACAAAGUCAACACUAUCGUCCAAGAGCCCAAAACUCAGCUGCCCCUGGUUGCAUUAAAAAAGGUCUGGGGUGAAGCAGUGAGCUACAUCUGUGGUCUGAAGGAGGACUACAGCAGACUGUUCCAAGGACAAAGAGCUGCUAUGCUGAGUCUCCUGCGCUACAACACCAACCUGACCAGGUGUAAGAACAGCAUGUUUGGUUUCUCUCAGCAGCUGAAGGCCAAGUUAGACUUUUUUAAGAGCAGCAUCCAGUACGACUUGGAAAAAUACAGCGACCAGAUGCACUACGGCAUAUCCUCUGAAAAGAUGCUCAAAGCCUGGCAGGAGAAUGAGGAAAGAGCUGCAGCUUUCGCACAGGUGGCACAGGUGAGCCAUUUGGAUGAUGAGAUCUUGGCUCUUCACUCUGAGAUAGUGGAGCUUCAGAGGAGCCCAUACGCCCGACGGCAAGGAGACAAGAUGGAGCAGCUAGAAGAAAAGGCAAUUGAGCUCUACAAGCAAUUGAAGAUGAAGUGCAAAAUUCCUGAGCCAGACGUGAGCUGCGACAGCUCAGAGAUGGUGAAGGCCAUCAUUCAGACUGUCCAGAACCAAGACAAGGUCCUCAAAGAUCUGUACACACACCUUAGUAAAAUCCUGAUCAGCAAACAGAAGAUCAUUGACUUGUUUCCACGAAUUGAGAAAACCCUGGAGAGUAUCAAGGAUGCAGACAACACAGUGAUGCAGAUGCAGAUCAAGAGGCAGAGAGAGUUCUGGCAUUUGCUGAAGAUUGCCUGUGCUCAAAACUCAUCCCGGAGCUCGAUAGCAGCCAGUCCAGAGUCAUCCAACCUGCUGCAGGUGUCACAGUGGUCACAGUCGGCUCAACCUGUCAGCUCACCUCACCCUCUGGUCUCUCUGCCUGGGCCUAACGACAGUGAUGCUGCUCCUCGGCUGUUGCAGGAGAACCAAAAGUAUUUGAGUCAGCUGACUAGCCUGAUGCAGGAAGCAGCUGACGAACAGACCAAGAGCAUUGUGGACCAAGACUGGAGCUGGACAAAAUAUGAAACUUUAAACACAAAAUUAAAAAAGCGAAAUGCUUAAAAAAACAAAAAAACAAAAAAAAAA
This is a messenger RNA of Cynoglossus semilaevis (tongue sole), 2482 nucleotides long. Its product is annotated as inhibitor of nuclear factor kappa-B kinase subunit alpha-like. Gene Ontology annotation, cellular component: IkappaB kinase complex; cytoplasm. The record is from RefSeq and is a predicted model, not a curated record. Gene Ontology annotation, biological process: peptidyl-serine phosphorylation; tumor necrosis factor-mediated signaling pathway; positive regulation of transcription by RNA polymerase II. Gene Ontology annotation, molecular function: IkappaB kinase activity; ATP binding. The transcript is spliced from 22 exons. Lineage: Eukaryota; Metazoa; Chordata; Actinopteri; Pleuronectiformes; Cynoglossidae. Bases 170 to 2458 code for a protein of 762 amino acids.